AUGGAUCUUGCCUACAGUGUAAAGGAGAAAAUUCAUCAAAAGAAUAAUCGAAUAGACGAAGUGAUUUAUGAGUACGAGGAGUCAUAUCAAGAAACGGUUGCACACGAUUUAUAUGCAAAGAAAGACGAUCGUUCGCGAGUAUUUAAAGCAAAAAUAUCACGUGAACAAUACGAUAAUUUGGCAAAAAAUUUGGAUAAACCAUUGUCGUUCGACAGUUUUCUUCACGUGAUGAAACCGUUUAUGAUGGGCUCGUAUACGAGCGAUGAAAUUCAAAGAGCAUUUGAACUGUUAGACACCGAUAAAUCAGGAACUAUUGACAUCGAUGAAUUAGGCGCAUUUUUGCCAAUUAUCAAUUCACAUGUCACUAGUGACAUGUUACUACGCUAUGUUAGUCUUGUCGACGAGAACUUUGAUCACAAACUAAAUAUCAACGAGUUCAAUGAUCUUCUUUCACGUGGAAUCGGACGUGCUAUUGUUUGUGGACAUAUUUACUAA
Molecule: messenger RNA, 495 nt
Organism: Didymodactylos carnosus
Lineage: Eukaryota; Metazoa; Rotifera; Eurotatoria; Philodinida; Philodinidae
Source: the annotation of a GenBank genome assembly